Molecule: messenger RNA, 294 nt
Organism: Monoraphidium neglectum
Lineage: Eukaryota; Viridiplantae; Chlorophyta; Chlorophyceae; Sphaeropleales; Selenastraceae
Product: F-type H+-transporting ATPase subunit alpha
Exons: 3
Coding region: 1-294 (97 amino acids)
Biological process (GO): proton motive force-driven ATP synthesis
Molecular function (GO): proton-transporting ATP synthase activity, rotational mechanism; ATP binding; ADP binding
Source: RefSeq, a predicted model, not a curated record
AUGAGUCGGAUGCACGGCUACGUCCUGGAGCGUGGCGCGCGCCUGACGGAGGUGCUGAAGCAGCGCCAGUUCAACCCCAUGCCCAUCGAGGAGCAGGUGGUGGUGGUGUACGCCGCAACAAAGGGCUACCUCGACAAGGUGUCCACGUCUGACAUCACCGCGGCCGAGGCCGCCAUCCUGAAGCACGUGGACCCCGCCAUCUACAAGGUGCUGCGCGCCAAGCAGAAGAUCACCCCCGAGCUCACCGCCCACCUGCACGCGCAGCUGUCCUCGGUGCCGCUGCCCGGCCAGUGA